Molecule: messenger RNA, 1592 nt
Organism: Trichomycterus rosablanca
Lineage: Eukaryota; Metazoa; Chordata; Actinopteri; Siluriformes; Trichomycteridae
Gene: nkx2.4a
Product: NK2 homeobox 4a
Exons: 2
Coding region: 1-1047 (348 amino acids)
Biological process (GO): cell differentiation; regulation of transcription by RNA polymerase II
Cellular component (GO): nucleus
Molecular function (GO): RNA polymerase II cis-regulatory region sequence-specific DNA binding; DNA-binding transcription factor activity, RNA polymerase II-specific
Source: RefSeq, a predicted model, not a curated record
AUGUCGCUGAGCCCAAAGCACACAACACCUUUCUCAGUGACAGAUAUUCUCAGCCCCAUCGAAGAGACCUACAAGAAGUUUAGUGGCAUGGAAAGCUCUGGAAACCUAGCAUCUCAAUUGGGAGCCUAUCGGCAACCUCAGGUGUCCCAGACGGGAAUGCAGCAGCACUCGAUGGGCCACAACGCCACGGUGGCAAGUACCUACCACAUGCCCCAUUCUGUCUCCCAGUUUUCACACAGCGCUAUGAGCGGCUACUGUAACGGCAGCAUUGCCAACAUGGGCGAUCUGCCCUCUUACCAAGAAACUAUGAGGAACAGUGCAGCGGCAACAGGGUGGUACGGAGCCAACCCCGACCCAAGAUAUUCGACAAUUUCUAGAUUCAUGGGACCUUCCACAGGUAUGAACAUGGGCGGAAUGGGGACGCUGAGCGGCAUGGCGGACCCAUCCAAGGCGAUGACACCCCUGCAUGCGACGCCUAGACGAAAGCGACGAGUUCUUUUUUCCCAAGCCCAAGUGUACGAGCUGGAGCGCAGGUUUAAGCAACAGAAGUACCUUUCAGCGCCUGAACGGGAGCACCUGGCUAGCAUGAUCCACCUAACCCCCACUCAAGUGAAGAUCUGGUUCCAAAACCACCGCUACAAGAUGAAACGACAGGCCAAGGACAAGGCGGCGCAGCAGAUGCAACAGGAGGGUAAUUUAUGCCAGCAGCAGCAGUCUCCCAGGCGAGUGGCAGUGCCUGUCCUGGUCAAGGAUGGCAAGCCGUGCCAGAACGGUUCCAACACACCGACGCCCAACCAGCAACAAAUGCAGCAACAGCAACAUCAGCAACAGCAACAAAACAGCGUCGUGCUUCCUGCAACCAGUAACUCUAUAAAUCAACACCAGAGUCAGGUGGGCGCCUUGGUGCAGGCCCAAGACCUGGAGGAAAUGUCACCCAGUCCUCCAUCCCUUCAUUCCUCACUGAACAAUAUGGGACAGAUAGACACAUCUGUAGAUUACACUAACAACAUGGUCACGUCAAACCUGCUUUAUGGCAGAACGUGGUAAAACUGGUUCAUCAUUUAGUUUUUUUUUUACGCAAUACUAAAUUUGAACUGAAAAAAAAAAAAAAAAAAAAAAAAAAUGCCAAAAGCAGUACGGAUAAAACAAGGAAAAAAAGCAACAUUUCUUUUUUGGGGGGCAUGAUUUUUAAAAAAAACAAUUUUGCCAGUAAAUGACAAGAUGUCAUUUCUAGGCUUUUUCUGUGUUUGGACUCCCCUUUAUUGUAAUAGAAGGUCACCCGUUACUGAAUAAUGUUGCCGCGGUGUGAAAGCAAGAGUCUGGAUGCUGGGACUUCAGGUACGAACUUAAGAUCCACAAAAGAUCUAGAAGUGUUUUCAACAAGCUUUCAACAAACAACAAGCUUUUCCUCCCGCGAACAACUGAACUUUUUUUAUAAUAUGACUACUGUAAGCUAAUGUAUCAAUUUAGAUUAAUGGAAAAAAAAAGUAGGGACUGUAUAUUUGGCUAACAAUUGAUUUUCUGUUUACCUGUAAUAUACUUGUAAGUUUUGUUGUUUAUUUUAUUUCUUUUUUUUGUAAGUUAAAAGGAAC